UGUUUGCCUUUUCCCCAUGGAGACUUCAAAAUUUUUUUCGCGCAUUGAGAAUUUAGAACUUGCCGAAGGAUACAAGAAGACUUACAAGAACUUGGAUGAGGUGCUGCCCACUCUCAUCCCCAGGAAAGGCUGGUGGUUGGACCAGCUUUUUCAUUACCAACGCUUCUGGCUAUCGACUUUUGCCCUCCGGGGAAGCAUGUUGGUCAACGAUCACUUCAACCCUCGACCCACGGACAUCAUCGUCGCGACGUCCCCCAAGUGCGGCACGACGUGGCUAAGGGCCCUCGUCUUUUCCAUCUACAACAGGAGCUCCUUCGAUUUCAGCGACCAUCCUUUGAGCAAAAACAACCCUCAAGAACUGGUCCCCUUCCUGGAUGGAUGUAUUCAAGUCGACGGGUCAACUUCGUUCAUCGAUGGGUUCCCUUCGCCUCGGCUUCUCUCAACCCACCUUCCUUACUCCUUGUUUCCACAACGCAUGACCGAUGAUGCCUCCGGUUGCCGUUUUGUUUACAUCUGUAGAGAUCCCAAAGACGUCUUAAUCUCCAAGUGGCAUUUCGCCAACAAGUUGAGACCCAAAGAUCUUCCACCGAUUACGCUAGACGAAGCCUUUGACUCUUUCUGCGAAGGGGUCUCGCACUACGGACCGUACUGGGAUCACGUCUUGGUGUAUUGGAAAGCUAGCCUGGAGUCACCAAAGAAGGUUUUGUUCUUGAAAUAUGAAGAUGUGAAGAAGGAGCCUGGGGAUUGUGUGAGGAAAGUGGCGGAGUUCUUGGGGGUACCCUUUUCACCCGAGGAACAAAACGAUAAGAUCGUGGAAGAUAUAGUGAAGCUGUGCAGUUUUGAGAAUAUGAGCGAGCAGGACGUGAAUAAAAACGAGACCAGAAACUCGAAACGUCCUAUCAGCAACGCAGAUUUCUUCAGGAAAGGAGAAGUUGGAGAUUGGGUCAAUCAUUUGUCACCUCAAAUGGCCGAGACAUUGGACCAGAUCACAGAACAAAAGCUUCAAGGUACUGGGUUCAGCUUUCGUUGAUCCCCGGUAUUUCAUGCUGUUUGAAUGAUUUAGCAAUCGCUGUUAAUAAAUCUAUUCACCAUCUCAGUGAAUAUGACUUGCAUUUGAUAAAAGAAUAAAUAAAUUUGGGGCGACUUAUGUUCCUAUUUUCGUGG
Hibiscus syriacus is the source of this 1164-nucleotide messenger RNA. RefSeq names its product flavonol sulfotransferase-like. Gene Ontology annotation, biological process: sulfation. The record is from RefSeq and is a predicted model, not a curated record. Lineage: Eukaryota; Viridiplantae; Streptophyta; Magnoliopsida; Malvales; Malvaceae. Bases 17 to 1030 code for a protein of 337 amino acids. The transcript is spliced from 2 exons. Gene Ontology annotation, cellular component: cytoplasm. Gene Ontology annotation, molecular function: sulfotransferase activity.